UUUACUCUCCCAAGCAACUAGCCAGCGAGCCUCACACCUUCCCACCCCACAACUCCCGCCUCGUGUGUGUCUGAGCCCACAGCCCACAGAGAUGUCCACAGCACCCCACAGCAGGAAGAAAGUGUGCUAUUAUUAUGACAGUGACAUUGGCAACUACUACUAUGGUCAAGGUCACCCCAUGAAGCCACAUCGAAUUAGAAUGACCCACAAUCUUCUCCUCAACUAUGGCCUUUACCGCAAGAUGGAGAUAUAUCGCCCACACAAGGCUACACAGGAUGAGAUGACCAAGUUUCACAGUGACGACUACAUCAGAUUUAUCAGGAGCAUUCGUCCGGACAAUAUGAAUGAAUACAACAAGCAGAUGCAGAAAUUCAACGUGGGUGAGGACUGCCCAGUGUUUGACGGACUGUAUGAGUUCUGCCAGCUGUCCUCAGGCGGCUCCAUCGCUGGUGCUGUCAAACUCAACAAGCAGGCCUGUGAUAUUGCUGUCAACUGGGCUGGCGGACUGCACCACGCCAAGAAGAGUGAGGCAUCUGGGUUCUGUUACGUGAACGACAUCGUGCUGGCAAUCCUGGAGCUCUUGAAGUACCACCAGCGUGUUCUGUACAUUGACAUUGACAUUCACCAUGGCGACGGUGUUGAGGAGGCAUUCUACACCACUGAUCGGGUCAUGACAGUGUCUUUCCACAAGUAUGGCGAGUACUUCCCUGGCACUGGCGACCUCAGGGACAUUGGUGCAGGAAAGGGCAAAUAUUAUGCCGUCAAUUUCCCGCUGAGAGACGGCAUUGACGACGAGAGUUACGAGAGCAUCUUUGUCCCUAUUCUCACCAAGGUGAUGGAGACAUACCAGCCGUCAGCCAUUGUACUGCAGUGUGGCGCUGACUCACUCUCUGGCGAUAGACUGGGCUGCUUUAAUCUCACACUGAAGGGACACGCCAAAUGUGUAGAAUUUGUCAAGAAGUACAACCUGCCACUGCUACUGCUUGGCGGGGGAGGGUACACGAUCCGCAACGUGGCCCGGUGCUGGACCUACGAGACAGCAGUGGCCCUCAGCACAGACAUAGCCAACGAACUGCCUUAUAAUGACUACUUUGAGUACUUUGGUCCGGACUUCAAGCUGCACAUUAGCCCCUCAAACAUGGCCAACCAGAACACUCCAGAGUACCUCGACAAGAUUAAAACGCGCCUCUUUGAGAAUCUGAGAAUGCUGCCUCAUGCGCCGGGGGUUCAGAGCAUUGCAAUCCCCGAGGACGGCUUGGCGGAAGAGAGUGAGGAUGAGGACAAGGUAAGCCCAGACGAACGUAUCUCUAUCCGCGCAUCGGAUAAAAGAAUUGCACCAGAUAACGAAUAUUCCGACUCAGAGGAUGAAGGGGAAGGAGGGAGGAGAGAUGAGAGGUCCUUUAAACCCAAGAAAAAGAGCAAAACGUCGGAAACGGCCUCAGCGAACAACGGGACUGACGAGGCUAUGGGGAAGAAGGAGGUGGUUGGGAAAGAGGAGAAAGGUGGUGGUGGUGGUGGUGGUGGAGGUGGUGGUGGUGCUGGCGGACAGGGCGAGGCAAAGGUCGAGUCUUGAUGUGCUUUGGUGUGUGUUUAGGGUGUGUUUUUUGGUGUUUGUGUGUGUUUGGAGAGUGUUUGUGUGUGUGUGUGUGUGUGUGUGUGAAAACUGUCUCUUGUGUUAGUGUGUUUGGAUGGCGUUUGUGUGCAUGUGUGUGUUUGUCAUACAUUUCCACUAAGUAUAAGUUUGAUCCUGUUUUUCCUUCCCGAUUUAAAACGUACCUUUAAAAAUACAAUAAAAAAACGACAAUUUUGUACACGUCAUCUGUUUGUUCCUGAGAGAG
Messenger RNA from Portunus trituberculatus (swimming crab), 1838 nucleotides. It is a transcript of the gene HDAC1, whose product is annotated as histone deacetylase 1-like. The record is from RefSeq and is a predicted model, not a curated record. Lineage: Eukaryota; Metazoa; Arthropoda; Malacostraca; Decapoda; Portunidae. Gene Ontology annotation, molecular function: histone deacetylase activity.